Jatropha curcas is the source of this 790-nucleotide messenger RNA. RefSeq lists its product as uncharacterized. NCBI's taxonomy places the organism in Eukaryota, Viridiplantae, Streptophyta, Magnoliopsida, Malpighiales, Euphorbiaceae. The record is from RefSeq and is a predicted model, not a curated record.
UAAUUGCGAGCUCAUUUUCCUGGCCGAGAAAGUUGAUGCCACGUGGAUAUGAAAAGGACCACUAAGCCAAGAGAUAAUUGAAUUAAGCAGUAGUCUGAAGAUGAGAAUGAAGGUGACUCUGUCACUCAAAAUGAUUAUCCAUACCCCAAAUAAUCCCGCUGCUUUAAGCAUCACAAGAUGUGUCAGAAACCAAAGAACCUCCACAGACAACAGCAGUUGUAGCUUGCACACAGCCUUUGCAGGAUUUUUUGCAGCUUGCACAGUUGUAGCCUCCGCGGCGGGGGCAUCGUCGAUAGAAGGCGCGGAGACUCUAUCAAACAUACCUCAAACUUUAUCCGGUGAGUGCGCCUCCUCAGCCAAGGAAUGCAAAAAGCCUAGAAUCCAACGACCGAAGUCGACCAAGGCAGAGUCAUGCACUGUCAAGUGUGUCAAUACUUGCAUCCGUGGCGGUGAAGGCUCACCUGGGGAAGGACCUCUUAAUAUUAGAAGACCUCUAGUGGUUUUCAAGCAAGGAUUUCGAAGCCGUCAAUACUGCAGUUUGGUAGAGUGUUCGGAUAUCUGUAAUUUGAUUGGAGAUGGAGAUGAUGGACCUUAACAACCAUGGACUAACCUUCCAUCUAUCAUUUGUUUUAUUUUUAUUUUUAUUUAUUUAUUUUUUUUUUUUUGAAAGGUUCCAUUUAUCAAUUUAAGUUGUAAACAUGCAUGCAACCAUUAUAAUUUGUUUAUUUUUUUUGAAACUUACCAUUAUAACUUUUUUGAUGGAAUAAAUAUAUUAGAAAUACAAUGUGAA